UCCAACACGAGCGAGCGACGUCGGUAUGGAGUUAUGGAGACCGCGAAUCCGGAUACUGAUUUCCACUGCAUUUCCGCGAUCCUGUCAUGCCUCGCUCUGUCGGCGGUCUACGUCGCGAGCCUCUACGUCUGGAAUUCGCCGAACAUCAGUGAUCAUCCAAGCACGAUAAAGAGAAGGUUUAUUAGUGUUUUCAUUAUGUCAUAUAUUUCUCCCACGUUCAUGUACUUUGGGAUGAAUGAAACAAAUUUACAGAAGGCAACAAUUUGGGAGCUGUUAGGUUUAAGGUGGUCGGGUCUGCUUCAAGCAAUCGUGAUCCCAUGGAUCCUUACGAUGAUUUUAUUCCUAGGACCAUUAUGCAUGCAGGGUCUUAAUGGGUUGUGGCGAUUAUAUACUGAACCGAUGUACUGGUUAGGCAACGCUAAGACGUUAAAGUGGUGGAGAAAUCAAGUGGUUGCUCCUCUAUCAGAAGAGUGGACAUUCAGAGCGUGCAUGCUGCCAUUGCUCUUACAAUGUUUUGCCCCAACAACUGUCAUUUUUAUAUGUCCAUUGUUUUUUGGAUUAGCACAUUUUCAUCAUAUCAUGGAACGAAGAAAGUUGGGGAUACAGCUGAAGCACGUUUUGGUUAUGUCCUGUUUUCAGUUUGCCCAGACAACGAUAUUUGGAGCAUAUGCUGCUUUCUUGUUCAUAAAGACUGGUCAUUUAGUAGCACCUGUCGUUGCCCAUUCAUUUUGUAACCAUAUGGGUGUCCCCAAUGUUAUGGAAAUUGCCACAUACAAGGAUCCAUUCAAGAGAGUUGGGCUGUUUUCCUUGUUUGUAUUUGGAUUACUAGCGUGGUGCUUCUUACUUACACCUUUGACGAAUCCAACGUUUUUUAACAAUAACUUAUUCUGGCACAAACAGUUGCUAUGAAAUGUUUAACUUUAUUAUCAAUAAUAGAAUGAAUUGAGGAUUUUUAUUAUAAACUAAAAAAUUGUAUUAGGAAUAAUGAUGCAUCUGCAUCGCAGGUGCUCCUAGCUCUUCGAUAACUUGAAUAAUUUGUACUUCUAUAAAAAAUGUAUCACUUUGAUCACAGUUCAAACCAUUCUUCUUAGGCUGUUAAUGUUGGAUACGCUUUGUCUACAACGUAUAGUCCGUGAGUUAACUAAUAUUACUGAUGUAUUUAUAGUUAUGCGUAUUACUAAUUAUAAAAGUACCGUAAAGCCUCGAAAAAGUUACACAAUCUUUUUUGUGUGUAAUAUCGAAUGUCAAAGAGUGCGUUAGAAUGAAGAUGAUAACUGAGCGAACCGGAAACAUGCCAAAACUGACGAUUUAUGACUCGCUAUUAGCGAUUAAAACAUUACUUGUUAUAACAUUGUAACGUUAAGAAUUUGUACCUUAUUCUAUUUUAAAUAUCUUAAAACAGAACCACGUCUCUAUAUAUAUUUAAUGGUAUCACCUGUCAGAGAAUCAGAGAUACCGAUUAUGUACUUCAGUACCCUACACAUGUGUUUGUACAUAUGUAGCGUAAUAUGACAGAACUAGAGUAAUUCAUAAUGAGAUAUGUAAUUCUGAGUAUAUAAUACUCAGAAACGGUUUUAUAUUUUUAAUUGACUUCAUUCUUACUUCUAACCACCUUUUCUGUAAAUCACAAUAACAACAGUUACAACAGUACGAUAUUAUAUUUUAAACAUUUGUAUUCAGCGCAAACGUAACAAAAAUAUAUAAGUACUUAUAUUUUA
Orussus abietinus is the source of this 1718-nucleotide messenger RNA. It is a transcript of the gene Sras, whose product is annotated as CAAX prenyl protease 2. Gene Ontology annotation, molecular function: metalloendopeptidase activity. The transcript is spliced from 6 exons. The record is from RefSeq and is a predicted model, not a curated record. Gene Ontology annotation, biological process: CAAX-box protein processing. Gene Ontology annotation, cellular component: endoplasmic reticulum membrane. The coding region runs from base 34 to 909 and encodes 291 amino acids. NCBI's taxonomy places the organism in Eukaryota, Metazoa, Arthropoda, Insecta, Hymenoptera, Orussidae.